Molecule: messenger RNA, 4712 nt
Organism: Acanthochromis polyacanthus (spiny chromis)
Lineage: Eukaryota; Metazoa; Chordata; Actinopteri; Pomacentridae
Gene: gpr37l1a
Product: G protein-coupled receptor 37 like 1a
Exons: 2
Coding region: 134-1750 (538 amino acids)
Biological process (GO): adenylate cyclase-inhibiting G protein-coupled receptor signaling pathway; positive regulation of MAPK cascade
Cellular component (GO): signaling receptor complex; plasma membrane
Molecular function (GO): G protein-coupled peptide receptor activity
Source: RefSeq, a predicted model, not a curated record
CGCUGUGUGCUCGGUCCUGAGGCUGCAGCUGCUCCGGUUCAGUCUCCGGUUCUUCUGGCUGAGUUGAGGGUCUCUCUGUCUUCAUGUCUGUGGAACAAACUCACCCCACGGACGAACUUCUUUCCUCUGAAAAAUGAGUUCGGUUAGGUGUCUUCUGCUCCCGGUCCUGGUCCUGGUUUUGAUCCUGCGCCCCGCGGAGCUCCGGGGGCUUCGGUCCGAGCUGGAGGCGCAGCGGUCGGAGGAUGCGGGCGAAGCGGCCACCAAGGCGUCCGUGUCCUCGGAGAGGAGCCCCUUUGAGAGGGUCGCCCGAGGAGCGAAGGGCGGCGGGUCCCGGAGGAGGGAGCCGCCCAGCAGGGACGACGACCCGGGCGGAUACUUCACCACCCCGAGGGCUGCCCGGCACACCGCGGUCCCUCCGGGUAACGGCUCCUCGACCUCCAGGAGCCCGGGGCUCCUGAACCCGCUGUUCCCGGUCACCGACGGCUCGUACCUGGCCUACACCGUCAUGCUUCUGGCGCUCGUGCUGUUCGCCGCUGGCAUCGUGGGGAACCUCGCACUCAUGUGCAUCGUGUGGCACAGCUUCUACCUGAAGAGCGCGUGGAACUGCGUGCUCGCGGGCCUGGCCUUCUGGGACUUCCUCGUGCUCUUCUUCUGCCUGCCAGUGGUCGUGUUCCACGAGCUCACCUUGACGCGAUUGCUAGGAGACCUGUCCUGCAGGCUCGUGCCCUACCUGGAGGUGACCUCUCUGGGCGUGGCCACCUUCAGCCUCUGUGCUCUGAGCAUCGAUCGGUUCCACGCCGCCACCGGUCCUGGACCCCACCAGAGCCCGAAGGUGGAGCCCUGCCAGUCCAUCCUGUCCAAGCUGGCAGUGAUCUUUGUGGGCUCCAUGGUGCUGGCGGCUCCAGAGCUGCUGUUGUGGCAACUGCUGCAGGAGACCGUCAGUCUGCCGGCGCUGCCCACCGAGCUGCAGCAGAACCAGGCCUCCGGCUCGCUCAUGGCUGCCUUCAGAGCCCGAACCGACGCCUUUAAGGUAGACGUCUGCGUCCGUGAGCCAUCGGCGGAGCUCCCAGAGAGCGUCUACUCCCUGGUGCUGACCUACCACGAGGCCCGCAUGUGGUGGUUCUUCGGCUGCUACCUCUGCCUGCCGCUGCUCUUCACGCUGGCCUGCGACUUGGUGACGCGACAUGUGUUAGCGCAGCGGCUACCAGCUAGCAGUGAGAAGGUGACGGUGCGAUGCUCCUCCACCUCGUCCUCGUCCUCCACGUCGAUGAAGAAGAAGCAGCACGUGAGGCAGCAGAGGCUUCGUUCCACCGUCAUGGCGCUCACCCUCUUGUACGUUGCCUGUAACCUCCCAGAGAGCGUCUGUAACAUCACGCUGGCGUACAUCUCCGUCCCGGUGUCGGCCGCCCUGCCGCCUCUCACUCUGCCGGCGCUCGGCCUGAUCGGGCAGUUCCUGCUGUUUGUGCGUUGCUCAGCGACGCCGGUGCUGCUGCUGUGUUUGUGCCGCUCUUUGGGUCAGGCCUUCAUGGAUUGCUGCUGCUGCUGCUGCGAGGAAUGCCUUCCCGACGGAAACUCCUCGUCCUCCUCCGCCUCCACCGCCGCCACCUCCACGCUCUCCUCGCCCACCUCGCCUUCGCCAUCCUCGCUGUCGCCGUCCGGUAAAGAGGAGACGGUGAAGAGUGUGUUGACAGAAGUAGCAGCGUUUGACAGAGCAAAAGACUCUCGGGCAGCGAUCGGGACGCCGUGCUGAUCCAGAACUGUUAAAACACACUACAGGGUUUAUUACAACUGGGUUUGUUUUGGUAAUUUCAUCCAAGUUUUCUCUAAACUAGUAAAAAUGUCCAAACAGCACCAGUCACAGCCCAUAUGGAAAAUAGUUCGAUAAGGUUCUAAUGUCAGCUUCGUCCAAGUUAAAACCAGAUGAUUUUAUCAAUCGUCUGAAAUAUUUGGCUAAGGGCGUCUUUCUAGAUUGUAGUGGUACUCAAAGCACUUCACAGUGUUUCUCAUUCAUUCACACACCAAUUUCCGCAGAACUUCCAUGCAAGGUGCUGCUGGCCAUAAGGAGCAACUUGGGGUUUAUUAUCUUGUCCAAGGAUACUUUGGCAUGAGAAGAAGUCGAGGUUUGAACCACCAACCUUGCGAUCAGUGACCAACCUGUACCACCACCUGAGCCACAGCCGACCUUUUUAUGAGUCUUUUAUAUUGUAGAAAAGCAAAACUGUGAUCGCUGUUCACCUUUGCUUCUUUUUUCAGCCUUAGGACUGCGUUAACCAUCGUGACUGAAUGUCGUACUAUGUCUUGUUCCCUUGUUUAGUCAGUUUCUCCCAGCAACCCGAACCUGAAGAAAAACUCAGGCUGUCAACCUCUAUAGCUGCCCCUGCUCAGAAAAAAGAGAGUCAUCGUGCACUCGUACCACAUGAAAUUCUAAUUCGUACACUCCCACAUUUUGGAAGUGACUUAAGUCAUAACAUAUCGUUUGCUAUGCUACGCUUCCUUUAUAGUCAGUGAAAAUGGCCACAUAAGCACAUAAGUGGUAUGUAAACACAGCAGAAAUAGAAAACAGUCUUCUGGUUUACGUGCAGCCUCAGUAGUGAUGUGGGCAUCUUGGUGAAGAUGGAGCUCAGAUAGAAGGUAAAGCUUCGAUUUAUCGGUCGGUCCAUGUUACAACUCUAGCAACAGAAAGAAAAUAAGGUUCAGAGAUACAAGCAGCUGAAAUAACUUUCCUCAACCUCAGAGAUCAGGUGAGGAGCUCGAACACCUGCGAGUCACUGCUUCUUCAGCUGAGGUGGUUCAACAUCUGGUUCAGAUUCUCCAGAGUACCUUCAUUUGGAGGUUUUCAGCUGGUUGGGGAUCCUGGAGUAAAACCAGAACUCUCUUGGGGGGUUUUAUAUCCCAGGCCAGAUGAGAUAUAACUAUCCCUCCCAGAGAGUUCUGAUGAUAUAUCUCAAAAGUUCAAAGACCAGAUAAGAUAUAUCUAUCCAGAAUUCUCUCUGGAGGUUGUACAUCUCACCUGGCCUAGGAACAUUUGAGAUAUCUUUCCAGAACUCUCUUAGGGAUGGGGUUAUACAGUGCUAGUCAAAUGUUUGGACACAUUUUCUCAUUGAGUGGUUUUUAUUCAAUUAUUUCAUACGUUGUAGAUUAAUACUGAAAACUAUAAAAGAAUUAAUAUGGAAUUAUGUUGUAAACAAGUAAGUGUUAGUCUUCAGUAUUAAUCUAGCGCGACCCAACCCCGAAUUAGAGGAAGAAAAUAUGUGGAUGGAUCUUAACAUUUUUUACAUGUGGUUUGCAUGACCCUUUUACACAUCUCAGAAAACUAAAGGUGCUAACUAGAACCAAAAAUGGUUCUUCACAAUGAUUCCAUCAAAGAACCAUCCUUAGUUCCACAAAGAACCUUUUAGCAAAAGAUUCUUCUUCAAAUGGCUCCUUAAUAUAACCCCAAAGAUGCCUCAAAGAACCAUCAAUAAAUGGUUCCUUUAGAUCUACAAAUAGCGUUCUGAAGAACAUUAGCAAUGAUAGUUUCUUGAAGAAACCACUUACCAAAUUGCUCUUUGAGGACUCACUUGGUUCUAUUUUGAUAGCAGGACUUCAUUAUUAUUAUUUUUGAGGAAAAAAAAGUCCAAAGAAAGAAUUUGCAGCAUUUCUGAGUUCCUACCAUUACAACACAUUUAAUAUUUUGGGUUCUUGGUCAACAUUUUCUGAGAUGCCUGCUUGUGAUUGGUUUAACUGUCAUGGACAUUGUUUUUUAUGGCAUUUGUCACCCUGAUGUUUCUUCCAGAAUGAAAAUGCUGGGAAGACACAGCUCUAAUUUCAAGAACCUUAAAAACAUACAUGAAAUACUUAAAGAAGCAGCUCCUAAUUACAGAAGGUCUUCAGCUGGUGGUGGUGCUUUGAAGAACCAUCUAAGAACCUUUAUUUUUCUGAAAGCAGUGUCUAUAUUUUUUUAAACUAAACCAAAGUACUUCAACUUCCCAGUCUUGAUCAACUCCUCAUUUAGUUGACCAGUAGCCUCCAGCAGACGGUUGAUGAGUAGCUUCAUCCAGACAGUCUGCUGUGGUCUGUCGAUGUGAGCGGACCGAUGUUACACAAACUCAAGACUAUCAAGUCAUCAACAAGAUCCACAUAUGUUCAGGUUAUAAUACAUAUCUGAUAGAAAUUAUGGACAGAAUUAUCGAAAUGAAACCCAAAUGUAAUAAACUGUGAUGUUGUCUGUAUAAAGUUAUCGAUUAGAGCAGAACUGCGUUGACUAGAGUUAGAUGGUUAUGUACAGGAUAGAGUAAGUUCUUUAAAACGGGGGUGUAGGUGGAUUUAGUUCCUCUAUUGAAGGACUCAUCAUUGUUUUGCAGUUUUUUUGUGGUACAAUUGUUGUAGUUGUUUAUAUUUGUCUAAUACUCCAUCAGGAUAUUUGUAUGAUGUUCUCAGUACUGUAUAAAGUAGAAGCACUGGAUCAUUCGGGGAUUUUACAAUGAAACACAGUGAAACUGAAAAUAAAGACUUUUCUGUUUGUUUUUUUUAAGAAAACAUGAAUUUGCUGUUGCUCAUUAUUGACUCGUGUUCACCUGAUUCACAGCCUGACUGACAGCAGGUUAAAAUGGCACGAGAUCAUUAUGAGACUUCAACAUUUUUAAACAAUGUGAAACUAAAGUUUGGCCCUUUUUUUUUUUUUUACUUGUUUUAGUACUUUUGGUUUAAUAAAAUGAAAAGUUGCCUCAAAA